UGAUUAGCAGCUGGUGAAAUUAUAACGAAUCUCUUUACAAUGUAUUUCUUAAUAUUUGUACUAGUUUCAUCUGAGGUAAUACUACAAUAUAUGUUGUAGAGUACGUAAUAAUUCGAAUUGAAAUAUUUUUGUAGCUUAAAACCGGCUUUCUAAAGAUUAUUGUGAGUUCAGUGGUCUUGGAGAUGCUGUAUUAAACUAGUUCGUGACCGUAUAUCGCGGUGUUGUACGUAUGAUCAGGUAUUGUGUGAAAAAAACACGCAUUAAUUACUGAUUAAUGACUGAAAUCACAAAAAAAUUGACUUACAGUGGGUAGAACGUGGACAUUUGAACAACAUUUUAUCAUUUUUAUCAAAAAUCAUUUAUGGUAAUCGUGAAAAAUACGUAAAAAAGUUGUGACUCCCGAAUAUUAAAAUCAUAUUAGAUAUUUAUCGAAAAUAAUGGUUUUGUAGUUCGCAAAUAGUACAAUAGAGUAUACUGAGUGAUUACCAGGUGUUGUUAAGUGAAUUUGUCUACGAAAAAAUAGCGGAAUAUUCAAUUUUUUCUUUAUGUAACAGAAUGAAGUAGCCGACAUUUUCGCAAGUCCGCCAACCAGGGCUGGACGUCGCCUCUACCAACGUCCGCCAUGGGUUUAACGAGGCACAUUCUCCUUCUUUUGUUAGCUGCUUUUUCCUACUACCAUCACCGGACUAAUGCUGAACAAGUUGUUGUUUUGGACACGACGGGUGAGGCCUCACUCGAUUGGACGCGGUACCCAUAUGGACCCCAGGCAAACACUCCAGGGUGGGUAGAGGAAUCUUUUACGAAUUUUCAAAAAGGCAUCAAUUGGAGAUCAUAUGUCGUAUGCGAUGUGGCUUACAACAACGUUAACAACUGGUUGUGGACGCCGUUUAUAGACAGGAAUGUGUCUAACCGAAUGUACAUUGAAAUUAAAUUCACUAUAAGGGAUUGCAGUCUUUUUCCUGGAAAUGCAUUGUCCUGUAAAGAAACUUUCAGUUUGCUUUACUAUGAAUUUGAUGCAGUUACUAGAGAACCGCCUCCGUGGGACGCCGAAAGAUAUAAAUUGAUAAGUCGGAUUGCUGCCGGAGAAGGAAGAUUUAAUGCAAAUAGUGAAGUUAAUAUUAAUACUGAAGUAAAAAGUAUCCCUGUGACAAAAAAAGGUGUUUAUUUCGCUUUUAGAGACCAAGGGGCAUGCAUCUCUUUAUUAGCUAUAAAGAUUUAUUAUAUUGUUUGUCCGGAGAUGACGGUAAACUUCGCCAGAUUUCCAUCUACUCCUACUGGUAAGGAGAUUACACUUAUAGAGCAAGCGACCGGAACUUGUGUAAGCAACGCUGAAGUAGUAGGUGGUACUCCCACUUAUUUAUGUAAAGGGGAUGGUAAAUGGACAUUGCCCACUGGGGGAUGCAAAUGUAAAGCUGGUUUCCAACCUGAUAUGGAUAAACAAACCUGUAACGUGUGUCAACAAGAAACUUACAAGGCUGAAACUGGUGAUGGUCCAUGUCUUCCAUGUCCACCGUUUUCACAAGGACCAGAUUAUGCUUUAACGGAAUGCAGAUGCAUUUCAGGAUAUUUUCGAGCACCGACUGAUCCUAAAAAUAUGUCUUGUACACAACCACCGUCUGCACCACAGAAUCUAACAGUUAGCUUCGUCGAUCAAUCUACAGUUAUCUUAAGUUGGUUACCUCCAGGAAAUCUCGGCGGAAGACUAGACACUGUAUACAGAAUAAAAUGCGAUGCCUGCAGUUUAGGUUUGGUUCAGUAUAAUCCAAGUAUGGAAAACUUCAACGAAACCCGCAUCACUAUCAGCGGUCUCAACGCGGUAACCACAUACCGCUUUCAAAUUUUCGCAGAAAACGGAGUGUCACAUAUGGCUGUGAGGGAAUCUCCUGAAUAUGCCGAUAUUGUGGUCACCACGGAAGCAUCCGUUGCCAGUAGUAUUACCAAUAUCAGGGUAACUUCUGUUAAAAGUACAGAUAUUACAUUGGCUUGGGACGCUCCAACUUCCAGCGACGGUUCAGAUAUUGAAAAUGAUUUAGUAGAAGCAUAUGAAGUGCGUUGGUUUCAACGAAACGACAUCGACUACAGCAAUAACAGUUUGCUGACUUCUGAUUUAUCAGCUACUAUUACGGGUCUACAACAGAGAACUGAAUAUGGGCUGCAGGUUAGAGCUAAAACACAAAGAGGAUGGGGAGCAUACUCUCCUGUCAUAUUCAAAACUACAGGUCAAAUGCUGAAUCCAGCAUAUAUUGGUGACGAAGAAGGUCUAAGAUUGCAAUUGGUAGCUGGAGGAAUAGUAGCUGUUGUAGUAAUUCUGGUUGCAGUCAUAGUUUUGACGGUGGUUUUCCUCAGAUCUAGAUCUAACGAUGAAUGUAACAAAAAACAACCAAGCGAUUGUGAUACUUUGGAAUAUCGCAAUGGAGAAGUGACGACGCCAUUGUUCACUGGAAUCAGUGGUUCAUCAAGAACUUACAUUGAUCCACAUACAUACGAAGAUCCCAAUCAGGCAGUACGGGAAUUUGCUAGAGAAAUAGAUGCUAGCUGCAUUACGAUUGAGGCAAUUAUAGGAGGAGGAGAGUUCGGAGACGUAUGUAGGGGCAAACUGAAAAUGAGCAAUGUAGAUAUCGACGUAGCCAUAAAAACUCUAAAGGCUGGUUCAUUGGACAAGUCUCGCAACGAUUUUCUUACAGAAGCUUCUAUAAUGGGACAGUUUGAACACCCAAACGUUAUAUUUUUACAAGGAGUUGUUACAAAAUCUAAUCCAGUCAUGAUCAUCACAGAAUAUAUGGAAAAUGGGUCACUUGAUACCUUCCUAAGGGCAAACGAUGGAAAGUUCCAAGUGAUUCAGCUAACAGGUAUGCUAAGAGGUAUUGCUUCGGGUAUGCAAUAUCUAAGUGAAAUGAACUACGUCCAUCGCGACUUAGCAGCGAGAAACGUAUUGGUAAAUUCGCAAUUAGUAUGUAAGAUAGCAGAUUUCGGCCUUAGUCGAGAAAUUGAAAGUGCCACAGAAGGAGCUUAUACUACUAGGGGAGGAAAAAUUCCCGUUCGGUGGACUGCUCCUGAAGCAAUUGCAUUUCGCAAAUUUACGUCUGCCAGUGACGUAUGGUCUAUGGGUAUAGUUUGUUGGGAAGUUAUGUCCUAUGGGGAGCGACCAUAUUGGAAUUGGUCGAAUCAAGAUGUAAUUAAGAGCAUUGAAAAGGGAUACAGAUUGCCAGCGCCAAUGGAUUGUCCAGAAGCUAUUUACCAAUUAAUGCUAGAUUGUUGGCAGAAGGAGAGGACACACAGGCCUACUUUCCAAUCGAUUGUAAAAACUUUAGAUAAAUUAAUUCGAGUCCCCGAUACCCUAAGGAAAAUUGCUCAGAACCGAUCCAAUAAUCCCUUAUCUGCCGAUGCCCCUGACCUCACAAACUUCACAUGCAUCGAAGAAUGGCUCAAUUCAAUAAAGAUGACACGUUAUUUCGAAAAUUUUCACUCUGGUGGUAUCAACACGAUGGAUGCCGUUGUUAAUCUUACAGUAAAAGAUUUGACAGAAUUAGGCAUCACUCUCGUAGGCCAUCAAAAAAAAAUCAUGAAUAGCGUCCAAAGUAUAAGGGCGCAAAUACGGGUGAAUGGCAAUGAAGGUUUUCUAGUUUAAUGGUUUUUAGAUUCGCUGGAACGGCUGAACGUACCAGAAAUUUUCGACGGUGAUAGAAAUUAUUAUAUUUUUUGAAUCACCUAAAUCAGCUUUAAUUUUAAAUCGAAAUAUUUGAAUAAACAUCUGCAAAUAAAAUGUUUAAAUUGUUACUCAGACAUCAUCGAAAAUUGAAGGUGUGGGUAAAGUGCGGGUUGAAGAUUGGACUAAGAAAAGACGUAUUAGUGAGUAAAAUCAGAACAGUUUAGAGAAAUACAUUGUGUCAAAGUAUCAUAGAACACCAAACAAUAUUUUGUGAAACCGAACCUUUUAAUAAGAAGUGACUUUUUAUAAAUAUAUAUAGUAUCUAUAACUGGCAGCUUGGCUUUAUUUAUUCGAAUAUAAAUCAAAAGAGUAUAAUGUGUUUUUGACGAAGAACUCUAAUGCAUUUUUUACCUUUUUUAUGUUGAGAUUUCUUUUUAAUUGUGAUUUUGUUUUAAAUUGAUAAUGAGGGUUAAUGCAUAAUGGAAAAUUAUGAAAAAAUCAAAAAUACACAUUUAGUUAAUUCCAACAAUUUGAAUUUUUAAUUAUAUAAUUUAUAUUAAAUAAUAAAAUUUCAUUGUAUGGGAAACUAAAUACUCAAACUCAAAAUCUUGAAGGUUAAUGAAAAUAUGCUUUAACUUAAAUCCAGAUUUUCAUACACUUUUCUUAUUGUAAAUUAAUAAAUUAUUUUCAAAUGUAUAAUUUUCUCUUAUAUAUUGACUUAACCUGUACAUGGGGAUUACUUAAAAUCUUAUUUUUUUAUUUACUUUAUUGUAUAUUCUUUACAUUACAUUAUUAUUUAUUAUUGCCAUAUAACUAUUUAUAAAUGAGUACUGCAAAAUGCAAAUAUGAAAUCAGUGCUACUUUUCCCUUCCUUUUGAUUAAAUAAAGGAUAAAACACCAAGAGAAAAUCUUUUAUAGCCAAAUAUAAUCAAAAUAAUGUUAUUUUUUCACAUAUCAAGUUAAAUGUUAUAAAAUAUUUAUUCAGCUUUCGUUUUAAAUUAAAGGAAAAUGCAAAAAUUACAAAGUACAAUGAUUUUUGUGAAAAUUAUUUGAAAGAGUUUAGCAAAUAAUAGGACAGAUUGCAGUGAACAUAUUUUAAUGUCUUCCUAACCAGUAAUUAUAAAAAAUUAUACUAAAAGUUAAUUACUACAUAUUACUUUUCGUUAUUAAAAUUUUAGGGUUUAGGGACACAAAUGCAUGAUAUGAUCCUCCUAAUAUACCACUGAUUAGUUGAAGGGUACCAAAAAGUUAUAUUUGGAACUUUUUACAAUGUUUUCUCAUAAUUUUUACUUUUAUUAUAUAAUAGAAUUCUUGAUAAAAAUAAAUCAAUCACACUUUUGAUUAAUGAAAACCAAAAAGUUGAUGACUUUUUUCAUCCAAGAGUAGAUACAGCUUAAUACUCAAUCUAUUUAUUAUUUGGUCUCGUCUUAAGUAUAUAUUAUUUGCUCAAAUAUGGUCAAAUAGAAGUAAAUUGUAGUCUUGUAAUAACGUCCAAACUAAUAAUUUGUGCAAAAAUAUUAUUGUGAUAAUAUUUUCUGUCAGAUUCCAUGGUUAAAUUUUUGUUAUUUAGAAUUUUUACGCAGAUCCAAAUAUGGUUUACUAAUUAUACAGGAUAUCCAGACAAUCUUCUGCUAAUUGCAAAAUCUAGAUCAUAGAUGAGGUUUGAUGUCCAUCUAAUCCAUCAUACAAAAAUUUCUCAUAAGGUUAUCCCAUAAAUCCUCUACCCAUAAACGGUUCUUUUAUUGUCAUAAACGCUCAAUUUUAGAAGGGCAACAGGUUACGCUAAUUUCAAUAGAUUAAGUUUUCAUGUGAAUGUGUAUAAUAGUGAAUUCACAUAUUAUCAUAUUUUUUCUUCAUAGUUUUCUAAUUUAUGAUAAAGUAUGUCAAGCAGAUACAUAAAAAGUUUCACCUUAUUCACCUAUUGCAUCUAGUUGAACGCUUUUGACAAUAAAAAAACGCGUGCUAUAGCAAACAAUUUAUCGCUGUGGGCUUAUACUAUAUAUUAAAUUUGUGCUUUGUAAGUAACAGUUUUUUAAACUGCUUGGACAAAGGUAAACCAGGUUUGAUGGGCAUGAAAUCGCAUCGAGUUUUCUUAUGGCAGGAGAUUUUCUGGACAUCUUGCAUUUUUAUAAUAAAAUAUCACAUUGUUAACUGGUGAGUUUUACAAAUUAAUGAUUUAUAUUCACUGCAAUUUGUUCCAUAUUUUUGUUCUGAAAAAUGUUUUCAUUAUACUAAAAUUUUAAAAUUAGGUAGAUUCAAUGUAAAAUUUGUCCGUAGAGUAAAUCCUAUAUAAAGACUGUUUGUCUAAAUAAUUCUAAAUAUACAUUAAUCUAAAAUGAUAGCAAUAAUUCAGUGUUUUCAAAUGCUAAUUUUAUUUUAAUUGGGAUGUUAGAUACAUUUUUCAUGUAUGUAAUAUACUUUACUACAAGAACCAUUAAUGAAUUUUUCUCUGAACAGCAACAGUUUUUAUAAAUUAUUUACUUACCAAAUUUUUUCGAAUACAUUUCUCAAAAUUGGUUCAAUACAACCAAAUGAAUUUUUUAAUGUCUUUUAAAUCAAUUAAUAGCUUUCAAAAUUUUAUAGUAAGUAUAAUUCAACAAAUGAGGGAUUUUGUUAAAUGCUUGAUUUCCAAAAACAAAAAAUUCUAAGUUAUCUGAUCUUGUUCCUCAUUUAAUAGUAUAAUUAUAUUUAAAAAAAAAUUGGAGUUGUUUAUUAAGAUCUUUUGGUAAAUAAAGAUAAUCCGUAGUUUUCUUCACUAAAACUUAAUACUACAGAGGUAU
Messenger RNA from Diorhabda carinulata, 6429 nucleotides. RefSeq names its product ephrin type-B receptor 1-B (gene Eph). The coding region runs from base 623 to 3628 and encodes 1001 amino acids. The record is from RefSeq and is a predicted model, not a curated record. NCBI's taxonomy places the organism in Eukaryota, Metazoa, Arthropoda, Insecta, Coleoptera, Chrysomelidae. The transcript is spliced from 18 exons. Gene Ontology annotation, biological process: axon guidance; protein phosphorylation; cell surface receptor protein tyrosine kinase signaling pathway. Gene Ontology annotation, cellular component: plasma membrane; neuron projection. Gene Ontology annotation, molecular function: ATP binding; transmembrane-ephrin receptor activity; protein binding.